UUGAAAUAAAAAAAAAUACAAAACAAAAAAAAUAUUUUUCUUAAACAAUAUUUUUCAAUACUUAUAAAAUAAUCUUGUAAAAUAUAAAGAAUUAAAUUAAAAUAACUAAGAAAUGUCAGAAACUUUAACCAGCCAAGAACUAAAAGCCUUAAAAGAAAUGCCCUCAUCCCCGGAAAUGGGAGAAUUGCGUAAGAUUACCACUUUACAGGACAUACCCUUGGCCGAAGGUGACUGCAGGCAGCAGCUAGAUUUUCAAAACUCAACUGAAAUUGAAGCUGAAAGUAAAUUGAAAACCAAUUCCCUUAAAAGAUUCUUUCGUUUGCCCAUGAAAAAGAAAACCGAACAGGAGGAAUGUUUGGAGGGCGCUACUUCACAUAUAGAAUUUGAAAAAGCUAAUUCUAAUAAUAUGGCUGGGAGUAACAAGGAAAUGACGGCCUCAGUUUCAAAAGCCAAUUUAAAAUCCUCUUUAUCCAGCUAUUGGAAUUCGGUGUUCAAGCUAAAGAAAUCUAGGAAAUCUUCAAAAAGCCAAAAGGAAUUGGAACAGGCAGCUACAUCUAAUGCUGAAACAAAUUCUGCUAAUGAUCUUCAAAAUAAUGAGACAUCCAGUAUUUUAGAGGAAAUUCAUAAUUUAAAAAUUUCCGAGGAAUCCCAAACUAAAUAAUCAUUUACUUUAAUGUUUUUUUUUUUAAAUUCUUUUGUUUAAAUUUGAAAAAUAAAUUUUUUGUGGUUUUGUUUUGGUGUAUGGUAA
Calliphora vicina (urban bluebottle blowfly) is the source of this 748-nucleotide messenger RNA. RefSeq lists its product as uncharacterized. Lineage: Eukaryota; Metazoa; Arthropoda; Insecta; Diptera; Calliphoridae. Bases 113 to 661 code for a protein of 182 amino acids. The record is from RefSeq and is a predicted model, not a curated record. The transcript is spliced from 2 exons.